UGCCGUCCACAGAGCCACCAGCCUCUAGAAUUGCCUGUCUGUACUCCUUCCCCACCUACACACGGAAAGAGAAACAAAACAAAAACAGUUUGCAGAGAAAAUGGCAGUGGAGAAACGUCUUGCGUUCUCUAUUGUGCAGUUUCUGCGAGAUCAAACACACUGUGGAGCUUUGAAUUCUGAUGAACAAGAAAGCCUCGAAGUCGCAAUCCAAUGUUUGGAGACCACCUUUAGGAUCAACUCCAGUGACUGCCACCUGGCUGUGCCACAACCUUUGACAGAGAUAUUCCUCAAUUCUCUUCUGAAGAACGACAACCUGACAGUACCAGAGACAUCUCCCUCCUCUGCGGAUAUUGAAAGAGCAGAGCAGCUGAAAAAUGAAGGAAACAACCACAUGAAGGAAGAGAACUACAGCUGUGCUGUGGACUGUUACACAAAAGCCAUUGACCUGGACCUAAGAAAUGCUGUAUACUACUGUAACAGGGCUGCAGCACACAGCAAACUGGGCCACUACACAGAGGCCACAAGUGACUGUGAUAGAGCCAUAGGCAUCGACCCCAGCUACAGCAAAGCGUACGGAAGAAUGGGCUUGGCCCUGACUGCCACAAACAAGUAUCCAGAAGCUAUUUCCUACUUCAAAAAAGCUUUGGUGUUAGAUCCGGAAAAUGACACGUACAAGUCCAAUCUGAAGAUCGCAGAGCAGAAGCAGAAGGAAGCUGUCAGUCCAACUGUCACUGGGUUGGGAUUUGAUAUGGCAAGCCUCAUCAACAACCCCGCUUUCAUCAGCAUGGCUGCUAGCGUGAUGCAGAACCAACAAGUGCAACAGCUAAUGUCAGGAAUGAUGUCCAAUGCAGUUGGAGGGUCAGCAGCAGGGGUAGGAGGAUUGUCAGACAUUUCCAGCUUGAUCGAAGCCGGACAGCAGUUUGCCCAGCAGAUCCAGCAGCAGAACCCGGAGCUGAUAGAACAGCUGAGGAACCACAUCCGGAGUCGUUCCUUCAGCGGCAGCGCCGAGGAACACUCCUGACUCCUGGGGCAAUACAGAGGAAGGGGACCGUAUGACGUGAUUACAAUCUCUACACCCAUUCCUUAAACUCACAUCACCGGCAGGGCUGGACUGAAGAGACGGAGAUGCAAUUGAUGGCACUUUACUGUGACUGGGGCUUUGGGGAGAGAAAGAGGAAACAGAGCGACCUACACAUUCUAGAUAUACGAUCGGAAGAAAGAAAAAAAACAGAGAAAUUGUAAAUCACAUCGAUAUUGACGGUACACGGCCACUGGUUUCUUUCUUGAACGCUGUUUCAUUCCGCGUGGAUUUGUGUUCUAUGUGUUGUGCUGUAGUAGUAAUGUGGAAAGUAUUGCCAUGUUCAGAUGCAGACUUAUGUAUACUUCCAUCCCCUGUAGUUAUCACCUGCAGAAGGCUAAACAGGAAUAAUGCAUUACUUUAGUAUUUGAACAGGUAGUAUUUCUGCUGUAUUUCAUAACUACAGGACAGUCACACACAACAGCAGGGUUCUAGAUUUAUUAUAUUAUGUUUGAAGUUAUUAUUUUUGUACUGAAUGUUGGGUGACACCCAUAGCCUUUUAUCACACAUAAUUUAACCAUUGCUUUAAACUGCACUAAACAGAAUGGCAAUUUUCCAAUGAUAUAUAGUAAGCCCUUAAUAACCAUGUUGGCAGCCCUCUGCUUGUACCUAAACAAUUGCACCUUAGCAAACAUAAAUAUGAAAAUGCCAUUGCCCUUUACGCCUGUUUAAGUUUCCAUUACUUGGGCGAUAUUGAGAACAGUAAGGACAUAACCGAAUUGUUCAUUUUGCAUGCUUUAAUCUGAUAUUUGUGGUCACUUUAUGAAGCUUAUUGAUAUGCUUGUGAAAGAGGACAGCAUUGUUUUGUCGAAAACAUGUCAAUAAAGAUGUCUUAUU
Molecule: messenger RNA, 1915 nt
Organism: Hypomesus transpacificus
Lineage: Eukaryota; Metazoa; Chordata; Actinopteri; Osmeriformes; Osmeridae
Gene: sgtb
Product: small glutamine rich tetratricopeptide repeat co-chaperone beta
Exons: 12
Coding region: 101-1021 (306 amino acids)
Biological process (GO): post-translational protein targeting to endoplasmic reticulum membrane
Cellular component (GO): TRC complex; membrane
Molecular function (GO): protein binding; molecular adaptor activity
Source: RefSeq, a predicted model, not a curated record